This is a messenger RNA of Suillus clintonianus, 2334 nucleotides long. RefSeq lists its product as uncharacterized. The transcript has 11 exons. NCBI's taxonomy places the organism in Eukaryota, Fungi, Basidiomycota, Agaricomycetes, Boletales, Suillaceae. The record is from RefSeq and is a predicted model, not a curated record. The coding region runs from base 1 to 2334 and encodes 777 amino acids.
AUGACUUGGACACGUGUUUUUGUGAACACAAGUCCACAAGGUUCUACAAUUUACGAUGCAUCUAGUGCAGGUGGGCUGGGGAGAGCCAUCACAACAAGGUAUUGGUCAAAUGCUUCUGGUGCUGCCAUGGUCAAACGCGAGACAUGGGGACUUCAGGUCACGAUGCAUCUGAUUCAAAUGGGCUGUGGAGAGCCAGCGCAGCAAUUCUUGCGCAAGACACCAUGGAAGAUAUCAGCUAUUGGACAAAUGCUUCUGGUAUUUGAUGCACGAUCUCCUGAACAACGCGAUGUGACAGACGCGACAUUCGAAAAAUGCAGUGUGACAGACGCGACACAUCCAGUUGAUCCGACGUGCUAUGAACAUUUGGUUUACUUACCACCGCACUCAAGACCCAACAUGGAUACUACCCUCUGUCCGUACGGCUCCAAUCAAUUGAAAGCAUCUACAGCGACUCAUCAGACUUCCACCUGGCCAUCUUCAGCUGCGGAUGAGCCUCAGGCUUCGCUUCUCCCACCUGCUCAGACAGUGGAUGCGCAAUCUUUCCCUCCUGGACCAGGAACUGAAGAUAUCUAUUCAUGGGAGGCAAGUAUCAAUAAUCGCAGCAACUCUGCUCCGUUCUUCCCCCUCGACCCCGGUUUCUUGUCCGUGGAUUGGAGCAACCCUUCUCUAUUCACGUUCCCACCUACAGGUGACACUCCCUCCCUUCCAGCGCCCUCCCUUCCAGCGCCCUCCCUUCCAGCGCCCUCGCUUCCAGCGCCCUCGCUUCCAGCAUUCACGUUCCCACCUACAAGUGACACUCCCUCCUUUCCAGCACCCUCGCUUCCAGCAUUCACAUUCCCACCUACAAGUGACACACCCUCGCUUCCAGCGUUCACGUUCCCACCUACAAGUGACACUCCCUCCCAUCCAGCGCACGAUUCCAUCAAUCCAGCAUGGAGCGACCCUUCUCCAUUCACGUUUGCACCUGCAGAUGGCCCUCCCUCCCUUCCAGCGCAUGAUUCAGCAGCUCUACCUUCAGAUUGUGAUGCCUCCCACUCGCAAGUCACCUCUUCUGAUGAUGCCCAGGAAGGCAUUCAAAACAUGGACCUGCAGCUCCAUAAGCGAGGCGACGACUCGACUUGGGCCGCGCGCAACCCCGGUCGUCCAGUUAUCCCUACCCGUCUCAAGGGUGCACCUUUGACACAGGCAGAAAAAGCCUCACGUGCCCUCAAGGCAGCCCAAUGUAAAAAAAGUGAGAAGGCACUCGAUGACACCAUCAGUAGUUUCCUUGACGACCAGGACAAAAAAAUGAAGGAUAUUGGCGCAUUGCACAGCGUUACUGAGGCCCACAUCAAGAAACUGAUCACCUACCACACACACUACAAGAAGUCCCGCGGACCUCAACUCUUCAAUGCACUGGUUCAUGCUAAGAACCAGGAGGUCAAUGGAGCUCGUCCGGUCGGAAGCAAGUUGAAGAUACAGGAGAUUCACCAGAUGGUGACAUCCGAUCCAUCCAUGCAGAAGGAGAAUUUGACCGACGGAGAGAUCAAAGAAUAUAUAGCUCAGCUCCAGGAGCAUCAGUUGCUCAAAACCGGUGGUUUGCACAGCAAUAACAUAGCUGCAGCACGAGAUCUUGAUGGGUUACGCGAGCGAUGUGGCACCUACGCCACAUUCUUUAUUGCAGGAGGGCACGUAAACGAUCAGACACCAGCAACAUGGUAUGCGACGGAUGAUGCCGCAGACUUUUGGGAAGAUGUCUUGGACCUCAUGUUGAAUGAUGUUGCGCGCAAGUUUGAACAAUGGGCGUGUAGCCAGGGCAAAAAUAUUGUAGAGCGUGACAGCCUCGAAAACAUGCAGAAGCAAGUUGGACGACUCAUCCUCAGCGGUCUACGCCAAAUGACGGGCAAGGACAACAUCGGCAUGAAUUACCCAAACUACAUCAAAUCAAUUGUCCUAUCCUACAGUAUAGUCCUCGAUGGCUGGCCUGCAACUAUUCCUUUCACAUCGCCCUGGAAUAUCCAUACUGUCUGUGAAAUACGGGACUUGCGUGAUGCUCUUAAGGCCGGGACUUGCGCUUGGAAGAGAUUGACAAAGACCGAGCUCGAAAAAUAUAAGGAGGAUCUUGAGCGACGUCGGGCAGCAGGAGAAAUGGUUGGCAAACCUCGCAAGAAGCGCUCCGACUCGGGGACGUCUUGCAAACGCAAGAACACGCAGCGAGAUGAAGGUGAGCGUCCUGCGAAGAAGUCGAGGAGGUCCAACAAGACAGGAAAAGUGUCACGUCCGGAACCCAAGAGUCGCGAGAUUAUUGAGAGCAGCAAUGAAGAGGCUUCCGUCAAUGGAGAAGACCUGGAUUAG